GCGCAGAUGACUUCACAUCAACCGUGAGUUCCACUGACUGAUAAAACUAGCUGUGGGCUGCGCGCGGUUAAGCGUGUGUGCGAGACGUCCGCUGGAAUUACCGCAGUUAGUGGUAUAUGCCUGCCGGUGAGACACGUUUAAAUGUCUUAGCAUCUUGUUGGAGUUGGAUAAGAGAUGACGGGUCCCUAGCGACGCAUAAGGUGGCCUGAAUCUCAACCAAAGGAAUAACAACUGAAGACAAGAUCCGAAGUUGGCAUGAAGUAGUGCGCUUCGAACGCAUUCAAACUAAGGAGAUUUAUAUCCAGGAUUAUUGCUCAAAGUCUCCAAAAUAUCUUCCUUAUGACUAUAUCUUAAAUACAAGAUCCAACUGAUUGAGUUUAAGUGUUUUUGAAGACAGUUUGAGACAUGAUGAAUUCCAGGCGCACGUUGUUUUUUACUGUCUAUGGUUGGGAGUCAAUGGUGCUGUCCAGCGUCCUGCUUCUGCACAUCAUUCCUUUGUGUGCUAAUGGCAGUUCAUUUAUCUCCAAUUCUACUGGCACUAACUCCUCAGACUUGAAUGGGGUGGGGCUUAAGCCUGCACUUCCUGGUGAGGCCACACCUAUUGCCCAGGCCCACGUUCACUCUCGGAAACCACGAGCUGGAGAGGAGUCAGGCAGUGGUGGAGAAACCUCAACCAGUGCUGCGAUGGACAUCAGUGUUAACUCAGCUGAAAGGGAACACCUCAUUGAUCUGCCAAUAGAUGGCAUAGCUGCCCGGCUGCCCACUCUGGCUGAACCCCGGACACUUGGCCUGUCCCAGCUAGACCUUAGCGAGGAGGGAAUUGAGGACAGCGGCCCUCGCUGGAAGAGCGAGAAACUACAAGCAGAUGGGACGUUGUUUGAGGUCACGAUUCCUCCUACAGAGUUUACUGAUUCCCAAGUAAAAGAAGUCAUCACGGUGAAUUUUUACAACCCUUCUCAUGAACAGCACAUUGUCCAUGAUCCUCCUGCUUGGUUUCAGGAGCUCCAGGGAGGAGAUGCAACCUCCUGGACACUUUCUGAUUUUUAUGAUUAUCUGUCACCUGAAUAUUCUCCUACCGAAGUUUACCUAGAGGAGAGCCAACCAACGCCACCUAACAUGGAAGAUGAAAACGUUCCUCUCGUUGCCAGCAACACCAGAGUUUUUACCCCUGAUGAUAGUGGAUCUGGAGAAACUUCACCUGGAGUAUCAGUCGUGCUUAACAACUCUGGUUGUCUUCUUGGAUUUGUGCGUAUCAAUAACACAUGUGUCUCACCGUGCGACAUCUUCACCAGUUACUGCUUCAAUGGGGGACAGUGUUAUGUGGUUGAGGGUAUUGGUGCCUUUUGCCGGUGUAACAUUCAGGAGUAUAUAUGGAACAAGGGUUCCAGGUGUGAGUCGGUUAUUUCAGACUUCCAAGUGAUGUGUAUAGCAGUGGGUGGGGCUGCCAUCAUGUUGCUCCUCCUCUUCAUGGUUAUAGUCUUUUUCUCCAAGAGGCUGCACGUGCUUAAGACUGAAAACCGACGUCUUCGCAAGCAUGGUAAAUGCCGUCCAAAGUCGGAGCAGCACAUCGAUAACUUCUCGCUGUCCACCGUCGCAGAGGGCUCUCAGGCAAAUGUAAGGAAACUGUGUGACACCCCGACUAACCUCCCCCAUGCCCGUGCUUUGGCUUACUAUGAUAACAUUAUGUGUCAGAAAACCAUGAGCAGAUACACGUGGGAAUAUAAACCCAAUGAGGAUCCCUGCAGUGAGGAUGACGCUUGCAAAGAAGAGCCAUGCAAAUGUCCCCCUAAAGAGGACGAGCCUUUGAACAACCAGAACUCACUCAUGCCAAAACUCGAAAACGACAAGGCCGCCACAGAAGACAAUGCAGAGGAGGGUGGUGUGACCAUCGACUUAGAGUUGCUUCUUCCCAAAGAGGCGAAAAUGCUCCCAGAGACAAGCCCCCCGCUUCACUACAACGUCUUCCUCUACAAGCACCCUAAAUCCCCUAAAAAGUCCCCCGUGUUGCGCCGGCCUCCUGGCAAAUCUGUACAGGGGAGGCCUCUGUCUCAGCUCUGCUCCAGACGCAGCUCCGAACCAGGCUACAGCCCCAUUAGCACACGUUCCUUACCGGGAGUGCUCUCCGGGUCAUCCAGCCCUUACCUGGGCACGGCCUACACACCUUAAUACAAGUGGAAGCCUUCAACACUGUCUGAUGUACAACAACUUGAACAAAAGAAAUGAAAAAUUAUACUUCACAUAUGCGACUUGACCGUUAUGAAUUAUGAGACAUUGAUUGUUAACAAGUGAGUGUUUUGGAUGAACAAGACAUGAAUUCGGACACAAUUUAAUAGCAUUGACCUUGACUCUUAUUUGAAACAAAACUGCACAGCAGCACAAUGAAGAUUACUAGACCUGUGCAACAGGAAUAUAAAGGGAAAAUAAGAAUUUGAAAAACUGUUAAUUUGGUAUUACAGUCACAAAUGUGGAUUUCAGAUGUGUUUUGGUGCCAUGUUGUAUUUUGUCAAACAGCACAUUCAUAUUCACACACAUGCAUUGACAGAAAUGAUGGAACCUGUAAACAUUCAGGGUAUACAAACAAAAUUGAUUAUUAUUAACAAGGUGCUUUUUGUGUGUUUUUAAUGUUAGAUUAAUACUUUCACUGAGAAUAAAGAGUUUUAGAAUUGUU
Molecule: messenger RNA, 2668 nt
Organism: Megalobrama amblycephala (Wuchang bream)
Lineage: Eukaryota; Metazoa; Chordata; Actinopteri; Cypriniformes; Xenocyprididae
Gene: cspg5b
Product: chondroitin sulfate proteoglycan 5b
Exons: 7
Coding region: 406-2166 (586 amino acids)
Biological process (GO): nervous system development
Source: RefSeq, a predicted model, not a curated record